This is a messenger RNA of Echinops telfairi (small Madagascar hedgehog), 633 nucleotides long. RefSeq names its product nucleoredoxin like 1 (gene NXNL1). Gene Ontology annotation, biological process: photoreceptor cell maintenance. The record is from RefSeq and is a predicted model, not a curated record. The coding region runs from base 1 to 633 and encodes 210 amino acids. NCBI's taxonomy places the organism in Eukaryota, Metazoa, Chordata, Mammalia, Afrosoricida, Tenrecidae. The transcript has 2 exons. Gene Ontology annotation, cellular component: mitochondrion.
AUGGCCUCCCUGUUCUCUGGCCGGGUCCUGAUCCGCAACAACAGUGACCAGGACGAACUGGACACGGACGAGGAACUCAGUCAGCGGCUGGACAACCGGCUGGUGCUGCUGUUCUUCGGCGCGGGGGGCUGCCCACGCUGCCAGGCCUUUGCGCCGCUGCUCAGGGACUUCUUCGUACAGCUCACCGAUGAGUUCUACGUGGUGCGGGCCGCCCAGCUGGCGCUGGUGUACGUCUCCCAGGACCCCACGCAAGAGCAGCAGGACCAGUUCCUCAGGGACAUGCCCAAGAAGUGGCUCUUCCUACCCUUCCAGGAUGACCUGAGGAUGGACCUGGGGCGCCGGUUCUCCGUGGACCGUCUCCCAGCGGUCGUGGUGCUCCAGCCGGGCGGGGACGUGCUCACGCGGGACGCGGCCGACGAGAUUCGCCGCCUGGGCCCUGCCUGCUUCGCCAACUGGCAGGAGGCGGCGGGGCUGCUGGACCGCAACUUCCUGCCAGCCGAGGACUUCGACGACCCCGCGCCGCGCAGCCUCACCGACCCGCUCCGCCGCCGCAAGUACCGCGUGGACGCGGCGCCGAGGGGCGGGGCCGGGGGCGGGGCCGAAGGGGAGGAGGAGCCCGGGGCGCUGUUCUGA